CAGAGGUAACAAAAAAUUUGACUUGUAAACGUUUUCUAAGAAUGGACGAAGAAAAGGACCAUCAAAAUACAGAAAAUGAUCGAAUUUGCUAUGGUAUAGUCGGAAACAUUCUAACAGAGCUUCAUUCAGCUGAUGUUCGUGCGUUCUUUUCCCAGUUUGUGGAGGAGAAGGGGUUCUUGUGUUUUCAUUAUCGACACAGACCCGAAGUUCAAAAAGAUGACAAGCAAAGAAAUUCUACGCAGGACAAGAAGGAAAUUCCAAAUACUUGCUGUUGUAUCGUAAAACUAUACGAGGACAAAAUGGACGGGUUUAUUAAGGCGUAUAAUGGGGAAAACUGGGUUGAUAAAACGGGAAAAUUGUUCAGUCAAAAAGCUCGUAUUUCAAAAAUACGAUUGAAUUGCAUCUUUGAUGAUAGUGAAAGUCAUUACCUAACAAAACAAGAAAAACUACAGAACACAAGAACCAGAGAAGAAUUUGCACAAGAUGACUUGAAAAGGCUCCCAGAACUUAACCCUCCAUCUGUUAUGCCAAAUGGCAAUGUUGGAACACCUUUGUGCGUUUUCAUAGACCUAAUUCGAAAAUGCAAAUUUCCUCCACACUUGAUUAAGAAAUUGGGAUUGACUUUUCCAAGAUGUAAGAAACGAAAAUAUGGGAAUGUGCCAUUUGAUUAUGGAUAUCUGGGAGGAAAUGAUGAACAAAAUGAUGACAAUGAUGAGAGAGUUGAUUCUCGGCUAUCUCAUGAAUCAACAUUAGAAAUACCAAAGACUACUGAUGUUAAGGAAACUGGUGAAAAAAGUGUAGACAGCAAAAGGGAAUUUAGAUAUGCUUGUGACAUCAAAAACUCAUCUGAUUCAAGUGAUUCCACACAAAGCACUAGUCAUAACCAAAAAUCAGACAUUCUUCGAAAACCAAGUGAAAUUUUAAACUGCAGUUAUUCUACCAACAAAAAAUCCAAGAGAUCUUUUAAGGGGAAUAAUUCUCAACUGGAUGAAAAUACGAGCGAGAAAGAUAGCUCUGAUGGUGAACUUGAGGAAUGGGACAGACAUGAAGCUCUUCACAAUGAUGUGACAAGCCAAGAAAGGACUAAAGAAAGACUCUUUGAGGAUUACAUUGAACUGAAGUGGGAAAAGGGAGGAAGUGGUCUUGUGUGGUAUACAGAUGCAGCAUUUUGGAAACAACAAGAGGAAGCUGAUUUUGAUGAAGAGACAGUGGAUGACUGGGAUGUUGAUAUGAGCAUCUAUGAGGAAGAAGAUGGUGGUGACAUGGAUGCUAGAGCUUUGCUUCAGCUAAGAUUAGAAGAACAAUGGAGAAAAGGAAAAAAUAUUGAUUUGAACAAAGUUGGAAGUUUUGAAAAACAUACCAGAGGCAUUGCAGGACAAGUCAUGAGGAAGCAAGGCUGGAAAGAAGGACAAAGUCUAGGUUCUUCGCAGGUAGGGAUAACAGAACCUAUUCCUAGUGAUGGCCAAAAGCCAAAAAGUAAAAGAGGACUGGGCUACUAUGGAGAGAAACUAAAACGAUUUCACAAGAGAGCAAGACCAACCAGAGAAGCAGUAAUUUCUACUGUUUAUGACGAGAAAGAAGAAAAAAGUGCAGAACUUUUUCAGUCUGAGGGUCCAUAUUCAAUCAAAUAUAGAGACAGUAUUGAAUUUGUGCCUGAGAAAGAAACAGCUUCUACAAAUAAAAAAUAAGCAUUUGUAUAAGUGUUUGCCUACUAAAUGUUAACAAAAAUA
This is a messenger RNA of Actinia tenebrosa (Australian red waratah sea anemone), 1730 nucleotides long. RefSeq names its product G patch domain-containing protein 3. Gene Ontology annotation, biological process: negative regulation of RIG-I signaling pathway; negative regulation of type I interferon production; positive regulation of DNA-templated transcription. The record is from RefSeq and is a predicted model, not a curated record. Gene Ontology annotation, molecular function: nucleic acid binding. NCBI's taxonomy places the organism in Eukaryota, Metazoa, Cnidaria, Anthozoa, Actiniaria, Actiniidae.